Messenger RNA from Austrofundulus limnaeus, 7507 nucleotides. It is a transcript of the gene nsd2, whose product is annotated as nuclear receptor binding SET domain protein 2. Lineage: Eukaryota; Metazoa; Chordata; Actinopteri; Cyprinodontiformes; Rivulidae. The transcript has 22 exons. Bases 261 to 4157 code for a protein of 1298 amino acids. Gene Ontology annotation, molecular function: histone methyltransferase activity; protein binding. Gene Ontology annotation, cellular component: nucleus. The record is from RefSeq and is a predicted model, not a curated record.
CCGGGGUCAUCGCCUUCGGUUGGACUUUUUAUUUUUUUCCUUUUGAAAGAACUGGUUGGAUGCUAGCGCUUCAGCUCGCGACCAAUCGGAAGUGAGCAUUUUUCGCGCUGGUCUGACUCCGGGUUUGAGUUUCCCGCAAGCUUUUUCCGACUCGGUUUGAAUCAAUUCAUUCGCCUUACAAGAUGUUUACGACUAUUUUCACCCUUUAGCUUCAGCGGAGCAGAUCGGACAGCCUUGUGAGCCUGGAGGGGUUUGAUGGGAUGGACAGCAUCGGUAGCUCCUUGCCUUCAAUGCCUGAACCAGCCAACCCAGUCAGCAUGAAGCAACCGCCCGAGUCCUUGAGCGUAGGAAAAGGCCACGGGGACAUCGGCAGCGAUCCGGCUCUGCUGAUGGACAAAGCCGCGGCGCAGCUGGCCGUCACGCUGCAGGAUGGCGUCCUCCAGAAGAUGGCCGGCCACAGUCCUAACCACAGCCAGGACCGGCUCAAGGGCCUCACCUCUCUGGUGCUAAAUGGUGACCAAGAACCGCUGUCCAAGCUCUGCACUCCUGAGCCGCCMGUGCAUAAAGGCGCCGAAGCCCCCGCCACCAACGCCACCCAUCAGCUCAACUGCGAGCCCCACGCCGAACCCGAGCUGAAGGUGAUGAUCCCCCAGGUGGUCAAGCAGCCGUCGUUUGAACCGUCCUCUGCUAACGGAACCAGCCUGGUCGCCGUCACUGAAGGUGCUCUGUCUGCGCACAACGAAAGGCAAGAUGUGAAGAAAAGGAAGGGGAGGCUCCACAAACCCAAACCUCCUCCUCCUCCUCCUCCUCCGAGCUGCGGCUCCUCCGUCGUAGCUGCGGAGCCUCCGGACCGAACCGGAGCGGCUGAUAAGCCUGUUGUUGUGUCCGGACCGACGGAGGACGCGGGAGACGAGUCUCCUCCACAGACCCGGUUUUCUGUCGGGGAUCUAGUUUGGACCAAGGUGUCCGGUUACCCCUGGUGGCCCUGCAUGGUGACCACAGACCCCGAGUUCAGCUGCCACGUGAAGAAGAAACAGAAAGCUAACAGCAGGCUGGGCUGCGUUUACCACGUGCAGUACUUCGGAGACGCUCCUGAGCGAGGCUACGUCUUUGAGAAGAACAUGGUGCCUUUCACAGGAGAGGAUCAGUACCUGGAGCUGAGCCAGAGCAACAAGCAGCCGGCCUCCUGCGGCGCACACAGAAAGACGGACCCCUCUGUUCCCCGGAAGCUCCGGGCUCAGUGGAACAUGGGCAUCAUUCAGGCCAGGGAGGCCCUCGGCCUCUCGCCGGAGAGGCGCCUGGAGAUCUUCGGCUUUCGUUACGACGAAACCGGAUCCCACCUGAACCCGCACAUCCUGGAGAAGCUGAAACCAGAACAGGGCGACGAGACGGGGCGGGAACCAGAGUCCAGACCAGGUCCAGAUCUCUCCUCCCUGCUGAGCCUCGCAGCUUCUGCUCCGGACAAGUGGGCCGAACCGAUCGUACGCCUGAAGAAAAUCAGACGCCGCAGAGAUGUCCGGCCUCCCGCCAAGCCGGGCGCGAGGAAGAAGGCGUCGAGCAGGACCGGCGACCUCGUGAAGAAAACCAAAACGAGGCCGGCCCCUUCCUCUGACAUCGGUCCGGACGGAGGGCCUCCUCAGGUUUCAUCUCCAGUGAAAAAGGAGCGAAAGAGAAGGACUAAAAGGUCGCUGACAGACAGCGAGACGGAAAAAGAUCAACAGCCCAGAAAGAGGCGUAAAACCAGCAAAACCACUGAGAAACAGGCCUCAAUUUUAGAAGAUGGAAGCAAAAAAAGGAGGAAGAAAACCGAGCAGAACGGCGCGAAGGAAACGAGAAAAUGGACCAAGAAGCCGAAGGUUCCUCUGAACGGUGAGCUGAAYGCAGAGAAGCCGAAGCGUCGGAGGAAACGGAAACAAGACGUGGAGAACCAGGCGGCGAGGCCGAAGAAGAGGCGGUCCUCGGCCUGUUCUGAUCCAGAGGGUUCUGGAAGCGAAGAACGUCCCGAUUCUCCCAUCGACAGCCUGGACGGGAUGAAGAAGAGCGAGCGGAAGAAGGAGCUCGUCUGUCAGGUGUGCGAGCAGACAGGUGAGGACCUGGUUGUCUGUGAGGGACAGUGUUGUGGGACKUUUCACCUGCACUGCCUGGGUCUGAGCCUCAAACCGGACCAGAAGCUGCUGUGCCAGGAGUGCAGCACAGGAGCUCAUAAAUGCUUCAUCUGUAAGCAGCUGGAGGGCGAGGUGCGCCGCUGUCACGCGCCUCACUGCGGUAAGUUCUACCACGAGGCCUGCGUUCGCCUCAACCCGCUCACCAUGUUCGACAACAAGGGCUUCCGCUGCCCGCUGCACGCCUGCCUCAGCUGCCACUACGACUCGUGCACCAAGCUGCGCGCCACCAAAGGCCGCUUGAUGCGCUGCCUCCGGUGCCCCGUGGCGUAUCACGUGGGUGACCUGUGCGUGGCGGCAGGGAGCGAGAUGAUCACCAACACCGCCAUCGUUUGCACCAACCACUUCAACGCCAAGAAGGGCUACAGCCACCACAGCCACGUCAACGUCAGCUGGUGUUUCGUCUGCUCCAAAGGAGGACAGCUGCUGUGCUGCGAGUCCUGUCCCGCAGCAUUCCACCCGGACUGCCUGAACAUCGCCAUGCCCGACGGCAGCUGGUUCUGCAACGACUGCCGGGCCGGGAAGAAGCCCAGAUACAGGGACAUCAUCUGGGUCAAGCUGGGGACGUACCGGUGGUGGCCCGCUGARAUCCAGCACCCCAAAAACAUCCCGCUCAACAUCCAGCACCUCCGACACGAGAUCGGAGAGUUCCCCGUCUUCUUCUUCGGCUCCAGAGACUACUUCUGGACCCAUCAGGGACGAGUCUUUCCCUACAUGGAAGGAGACAGAGGCAGCAAAUACCAGAGAACCAACAUCGGCAAAGUCUUUAAGAACGCUCUGUUCGAGGCUGAAGCUCGAUUCAAAGAAAUGAAGAUAAAACGAGAGGCCAAGGAAGCUCAAGAAAGCAGCCGGAAACCCCCUCCCUACAAAUUUAUCAAGGUCAACAAGCCCUUCGGUAAGGUCCAGGUCUACACGGCCGACGUUUCUGAGAUCCCCAAAUGUAACUGCAAGCCGGCGGACGAGCGGCCGUGCGGCUUCGAGUCGGAGUGCCUGAACCGCAUGCUGCAGUACGAGUGCCACCCCCAGGUGUGUCCGAGCGGAGAGCGCUGCUGCAACCAGGACUUCACCAAGCGCCUCUACCCCGAAACCAAGAUCAUCAAGACCCCGGGCAAGGGCUGGGGUCUGAUCUCCCUCAGAGACAUCAAGAAGAGCGAGUUUGUUAACGAGUACAUCGGAGAGCUGAUCGACGAGGAGGAGUGCAGAGCCAGGAUCAAGUCCGCCCACGAGAACAACAUCACCAACUUCUACAUGCUGACCAUCGAUAAGGAUCGGAUCAUCGACGCCGGGCCCAAAGGGAACUACUCGCGCUUCAUGAACCACAGCUGCCAGCCCAACUGCGAGACGCAGAAGUGGACGGUGAACGGAGACACUCGCGUCGGUCUGUUCGCWGUCUGCGACAUCCCAGCAGGGACUGAGCUGACCUUCAACUACAACCUGGACUGCCUCGGCAACGAGAAGACCAUCUGCCGCUGCGGCGCCCCCAACUGCAGCGGCUUCCUCGGAGAUCGACCGAAGAACGGCCAAGCAGCCGAGCCGAAAGCUAAGAGGCUAAAGAGAAAAUGCAAGAAGAGAAGAAGUGAAGGGAAGAAGAAAUCUGAGGACGAGUGUUUCCGCUGCAGAGACGGAGGUCAGCUGGUGCUGUGUGGCAAAAAAACCUGCACCAAAGCUUACCACCUGUCCUGCCUGAACCUCACCAAGAGACCGUUUGGCCGCUGGGACUGCCCCUGGCAUCACUGUGACGUCUGCGGGAAGAACUCCGAGGCUUUCUGCCAACUGUGUCCAAACUCCUUCUGCAAGGCUCACCAGGAGGGGGCGCUGCGUCCCUGGCCCCCCACGGGACAGCUGUGCUGCACGGAGCAYGACGAGCUGGAGAGGACGGACCACCCGGCCCAGGCCGUCGGCUCUGAGACGAACGCCUCCGCCGCUCGUGCCAAAGGCUCCAGGAAGGCCGAGGCCAAAAACAAGGGCUCCAGGAGGAAAGCAGCCGAGGCCUGACGGGACCUUUCAGAACCAACCCGGACUCUGACAUCAUCAACCAGAUCAUGAACCGGAGGCACUGUACGCUCGCAUCAGGGAAAGCAGCUGAUCUCCAGCUCCACGUCCACUUCUUCAGCUUUUAUUUUCAGCUUUUUGUUCAACGGUGUGCGGUGAGAUGAGCGGGUCGGACAACAAUCAGACCACGUUAUUUUAGUUUGAACAUCUGGAACAACGAACAUCUGUCACCCUUCAUCAAACAGCUGAGUUUUCUAACAACAGUCAGGUUUCUCUGUUUGUCGGGAUUAAAACACCAGUAAGACACUAUGACUGAUCAGGCCUCAAAUGACCUCUGGACUUGUUUACGUAGCUUUAGCUCUCAUGUAAAUGUAGAUUUAAUUUUUGUAUUUUUACCACUUGCUUUGUUUUAGCUCCUUAUUUUUAAAGAUUCUGAUUAGUGACAGAUGUUUUCUAGAAAACAAAAUAACUAAAAGGGCUCAGACUCAAAACACUACUUAUUGAAGGACUCGCUUCCUGUCUCUUCGUUCAGUCGCUCCUGAGUUCCACGGUGCUUUCAAACGUCCCGCUUCAGCGCCUGAACGUGGAGAUGUUUUCAGGUUUGAGUCGCGCUGUGAAGAUCUGAGACGUUCUGUUCCCAGAUCCAGUUUAUUCCUCCGCAGGUUUCAGAGUCAAACACUCAUUUGUUCUGUUUAACGAGGGAAAUCACUAAUUAAAGCUUAAUGAAUCAAGAUGGGAAAUUGGAGAAAAUCACCUGACUGUCUUGGAGACUCGUUACGUCUCGCUGAAUUCUGAGGGUUUGCGAUCAGCGAGGAGAGUUUAGAACAUUUCUAGUCUUGGCUGCGCACAUUAUUUUCAAAAACAAGUUUUAGACCCAGCAGGUGUCAAAAUACAAAUCUCAAUAUUCUUGUGACAGAUUGGAAGUGAGUCGAAGAUAUAACAUCCACAAAGACCUGGAGAACCACCAAGAACGUUUUGUGAUUCUCCUCUAAAUUUCACCUUCAAAUUUACAGAAACUAAAUUGAGACAGGUUUGAGACACAUCAUCUCUGGACCUUUUUUAAAAGGAAUUUUGUUGCAAAAAUGUUCAAAAAUCAAGCAACAAAACUGCAACUCUUGAGGAAAUCAAAAGUCCUCGCCAUUGUUUCGAGUCGUAAAUGUCGUGUGUUUAAGUUGCUACCUUAAAACUCAAACUAAAUUGGCAAGUUUGAGACUGAAAAAAACUAUUUUGAAACAAAAAUUUUUGGACAAAAAUGUUUUCUUUUUAAAAUGCGAGCAGCCAGACUGAACCUCUGACUCGUGAGAAAAUUGAGAGCCUUUGAAGACGCUCUGGAGACUCAACCAGUCCUAGCCUGGUGAGGCGCUACCUCCAAAUUUGCAGAAACUAAAUUGAGACAGGUUUGAGACACUGGCAACUAAAUUGAGAUAAAAUAAAGACACAUUUUGUCACAGCAAUUCUUUUGAAAAAAAUAGUUUCACAAAGAUUCUGAACGUGUUCAAAAGUCCAAACUGUGAAUCUGCGACUGAAACCAAAAACGAAGAAUCCCUGAGAAUGUUGGAGAUUCUUGUGAAUUCCACGAUAAAACUUACAGAAACUAAACUGAGUCAGGUUUCAGACACUCACAACAACGGUGCAUUUAAUUUGAGAGGAAAUUUGUCGUACACAUGGAAAAAAAAUCAAGCAUCGAAACUUGAACUUGUGGGAAAAUUAAAAGUCCUUGCAGACGGUUUGGAGACACCGUUGCAAAUCCCGUUCCCCCAACUAAUCCUAGCCCGGUGAGGUACUGCCUCUAGGUUAAUCAAAAACUAAAUCGAGACAAGUUUGAGGCAUUUGCAACAAUUCUGCAUCUAGUUUGAAAGUUUGUUGCAUUAAUGUAAAAAAAAAUCAAACAAAACAACAACAAAGUCUUUGCAAACGUUUUGAGACUUGUCAUUAAAUUGAGACAGAUUUGAGACUCCUGCAUCAACUCUGAACCCACAAUGAGGAAAUUUGUUGUAUGAAUGUUUAAAAAUUAAGCAAUUAAACUUUAAAAUUAAAAACCCAUAAACAUUUCGAGACGUUCUGGAUUGUAAAUGUUUGAGUUGCAGCCAGAUGAAAUCUCUCUUUGAGACUUAUGGAAACUAAAUUGAGACAGAUUUGAGAAAGUUGCAACAUUUCUACAUCUGUUUUGAGAGAUUUGUAGCACAAAGGUUUGGAAAUCAAGCAACAAAGAAAUUUAGGAGAAAAACACUUCGAGACUUUAAUGAAAACUGUUUUAAGAAAUGGUCACAACUCCGUGAGAUCCGCCUUAAACCUGACAGAAACUAAACAAACAAGUUUGAGAUGAGUUCGGGACGUUUCUGAGACAGGUUUUCGAGACGAAUUUGAGACGCGUUUCAGUCGUGUUUUCGAGACGAGUUUGAGAUGCAUUUGAGACGAGUUUGAGAUGCAUUUGAGACGAGUUCGAGACAAGAUUUUGAGACAAGUUUGAGAUGCGUUUGAGACGCAUUUGAAACGAGUUUUCGAGACGCGUUUGAGACAUGCUUUUGAGACGCAUUUCAAACAAGUUUUCGAGACGUGUUUUUGAGACUCGUUUUCGAGACAAGUUUGARACGUGUUCGAGACGCCGCGAUGACUUAAAGCUUUGAAUAUUUUUCAGCUCAUGAUAAAAAAAACUGAGACUAAGAAGGAAAGUAUGAACACCAGACUUGACCUCUGUGACCCGAAUUCCUGUCAACAAACAGAACGACGAGUUAAAAUAAAAUAUAAAAAUAAAGAAGUUUCCGACGUUAAAGUGAAGUUUUUCUUGUUUCAGAAGACAGUUUUUUUUUAUCGGCUCUGCACUGAAACAAUCAGGGUUAAAACAGAGUCGUUUUUAAAAUAAAAAGUUAUGAAACAGACGUUCCUAAAGGAGUUUUUGUUUUGGUUUUUUUACCUAAAUAAAAGGUGUUUUUGUGCAGCAGAAUCUGCCUGUUUGAGAGGAAAGACACUAAAUUACGAGUUAAUUCAGAAAAAAUCUAAAUCUUUUCUUUAGACCAGAGUUUGUUCCUGAACAGAACUGGUCCUGGUUCUGUACAGAACAGGUUCUGGUCCUGGUUCUGGUCGUUCCUCUGUAUCGUUCUUGAUGCUAACUUUGAGUUGAUGAAUGUAGUUCAGCGCUGUAGAGCUGAAGGUUUUAUUCUAACUACUGUCAUAGCAAACAGAGACUAAUAUGUACAUAAUGUAUAAGUUUAAUAGUAAUUCAUCUAUUUGUAAAUAUCACAAAAUUACUUCAGACUUUGUUUUUUUUCUCCCCUCAUUUCUGCAGAGCUGAAAACACUUGAGCAGGAUCUCACUUCUGUUGAAUCGUGCAAUAAAGUGGUUGAACAUCUGAA